AUGGAAGCUUUUCCAGACCAGUUCAUGGAAUUCCACCCUAUCCAUGGGACGAAUGUGCAGCUGGACUCCUCAGGGACCCAGGCUACGCGGGUGGAGAGCUUUGCCAAUGGAGUGUGCUUUAGCAAACAACCCUUAAAACCCGGAGAGAUUUUCCUCAUCGAGAUUGAGGACAAGGAGCUAGGCUGGUGCGGCCACCUCCGGAUCGGCCUGACCGCCAGGGACCCUAGAGACUUGGAGGUGGUCCCUGAAUACUCAAUCCCAGACCUGACAGACCUGGGUGACAGCUGGGUGUUCGCCAUUACUCGUAACCACAACAAGGUCACGGAGGAAAGACCCGGGCGAGAGGAGGCUGAAAAUGAGAACGACACCAACAGCAAACCAAAGACUUUUUUUACAGACUCUCAUUUGCACAUUGAGAAUGUUUGGAUCCCCAGAGACAAGCUUGUUGGCCGCAGCCGGCCUGGACGCUUCAGCCACAUUCUGGACGACUUGUACAAGACCAACACUUUGCCGCCUACAGCCAGACGCAGCCGGAUAGGAGUUCUGUAUGUACCGAAAGGCCCUGAUCUAGGUGACAUGCAUAUCGUCAUCAAUGGGGAGGACAUGGGUGCUUCUGCAAGAGGCAUCCCCACCAUAGAGCCUGUUUAUGCUGUAGUGGAUGUAUUUGCUGCUACUAAGUGUGUCAGGAUUGUGCAGGUGGAGUAUGGAUUCUCCUCCUUGCAGACACUGUGCAGGAAGUCCAUCCAGAAGCACAUUGUCCACAGAAUGGCAAUUGACUGGCUGGAGCUACCAGAGGCACUGAAGCACCUCUGCAAGUACGAGUGAGAACUUGAACAUCCUUAACAGGCGGAGACAUCGAAGAACUUUCUGACUUGUGAGGACAGAAUAAAGUGAAAUGGGAUUGUUUAGAUAUUGUCA
Phycodurus eques (leafy seadragon) is the source of this 918-nucleotide messenger RNA. It is a transcript of the gene neurl2, whose product is annotated as neuralized E3 ubiquitin protein ligase 2. The transcript is spliced from 3 exons. The record is from RefSeq and is a predicted model, not a curated record. Gene Ontology annotation, molecular function: ubiquitin protein ligase activity. Gene Ontology annotation, biological process: intracellular signal transduction. NCBI's taxonomy places the organism in Eukaryota, Metazoa, Chordata, Actinopteri, Syngnathiformes, Syngnathidae. The coding region runs from base 1 to 825 and encodes 274 amino acids.